Molecule: messenger RNA, 1150 nt
Organism: Westerdykella ornata
Lineage: Eukaryota; Fungi; Ascomycota; Dothideomycetes; Pleosporales; Sporormiaceae
Exons: 1
Coding region: 222-830 (202 amino acids)
Source: RefSeq, a predicted model, not a curated record
CCAGACGGGCGUGACGGGGCCCUUUUCUUUCUUCCUCUCUUUUUGCUAGCUCGUCCCGCCCGCCGCCAGCCCAAAUGGACCGCUGCUGCCCACCACUACUGCUACUUUGUCUGCCACUCUUUGACGGCAGACGGGACGAGACGGACACCACAUGAGACUGCCGUGCUAGCUCCAGUCAAAGAAACCAGGCACCUCUCCACCAUCACCGUCAUUUGCCAACCAUGGCAGCCACCAUCAUGUUUCGGGACUUCUCCUUCGAACGACGCCCGCCAGCUGCCCAGAAGCUCGAGCGGACCACGAUGAAUGUCUCACCCUCCACCGUGCUGUCUGAGGAUUUCUCAAGGCCACCGACUCCCAAGCCGUCAGUGGGCGACCUCGCAGACGACCUCGACCGACAAUCGCUACGCGAUCAAGCCGUCAACUCGAAUUCCAGCGUGUUCCCGUACGACACUGCCACCCAUACCGGUGCCGCAGAGCGACCUACCUACUCACGGAUUGCGACCGCCUCGCUCCGGCUGCAGCGCCAAACCAAUACGAGAAAACAUCGCAGUCCCUCGCAUCUAGAGACUAUGUCGAAGCUGGUGGCAAGAAUGAUAGAGGAGACGGACCAAUGCAACGUCUGCGAAACGCCCUCGUCUCCAUCGCCUCGCCCUUCGUCGAGAUGCAGAGACGACGAGGGCAUAGACAUGGACUACACCUCCGCCGACUCCGAGGACCGAUCCGUGUUCCCGCUCAGCUUCCGGAGAGCCGGAGACCGGUUAUGCAGGGGCGCCGCCGUCGUGAAGAAGGUUCGCAUGCGGAGGAGAUUGAAGACAUCAAAAAAGAAGUAAACUGUUGUAAUGUGGUGCGGCUAUUUGAUGAGAUUUGGAAGCAUGGGAGCAUUGCAAAGGCGUUUGGGUUCGUUUUGGGUUUGCUUCUGGCGCGGUAUACCAUCUACUAUCCAUAUACCCCUGGAGGCCGCACAGGCCGUGGUAGGAAUUUUUUCGGACAGCUGAUGUACAUAUGAUCGCUGUCUAGAAUAUCAUAGGACGGCGUCUAGAGUAUUUGGAAAACAAACAGGUUGGGCCUGGAGCGCUUCGGGAGCGAGGUCACUAGAGGCGACUAGUGCGUCGCAGCCUUAAUAUAUAGACAAUAUCAUUAGACAAGCCUG